Messenger RNA from Rotaria sp. Silwood1, 1785 nucleotides. NCBI's taxonomy places the organism in Eukaryota, Metazoa, Rotifera, Eurotatoria, Philodinida, Philodinidae. The record is from the annotation of a GenBank genome assembly.
AUGAAUAAAGCAACCAUUGUUGAAAAACACAGUGUGGCUCGUAUCGAAUAUGUACCACGAUUAUCACUCGCUAAAACAAAGGUAAAACCAUUGCAUAAUAAAGAACAAUACUCCUCCAUAGCGAACACAAAUACAAUCGUUCCUGAGAGUCUUCAAACGGUUUCACCAGAAUGUAUUUCAAUAGAUCAAUCGAAUCUAAGAAAUAUUGAUAAUAAUACUGAAAGAUUAAAAAGUGAAAAAUUAUCAUCGCCAAAUACUCCUAAAUCUUCAUUAUCGUCAACUAAUAACAAACAGGAUUUAAUAAAACAAACAAAGAAUUUUCGACAUCGUUUCAUUGAUUGGUUUAAUAUUAUACCACCUUUCUAUAUAUUCAUCAUUCGCAAAACUCGUUCUGAAUCUUCAUUUACUAAUAUAACUGCUUCAAGCUGUUCAUCUUCAACAUGUAUUGGAAAAGAAACUCCCUAUCGUACAUCGAUAGUUACAGCUCUCUAUCCUUUUGAUGGAAAUACGAAUGAUCAAAGUGGAUAUUACACAGGAACGGCAUUUGGUACAUCCUCACCUUCUUUUUCAUCACAGGCUUAUGUAGGUCAGUCAAUAAAUUUAAAUCCAAGUGCACAACAACAAUAUAUUCAAAUCUCAAAUUUAAAUUUGUCUAAACAAAGUUUUACGCUACAAACAUGGAUUUAUCCAGGAACUAACCCUGCUUCAAUUGAUUUGGGGAUAUUUAGUCAAUGUGAUUCAAAUUCGAUUUGUUUGUCAUUCAGUUUACGAAGUGGACGUUUUGUACUUUCAUUUGAUUCUAUAAAUGUUAAUAACAUUUCAUUGACUGGUUCAACUAUAAUUAGUCAGAAUCAGUGGAUUCAUGUAACAGUUGUUUAUGAUGCAGUUCUAUUUCAACAACAGAUCUAUGUUGAUGGUCAAAUUGAUGCUGUAUCAUAUGGUAUGAUUAACUCUUAUCAAGGUGAUUUAUCAAGUUCAACAACAACAACAAUUGGAAGAAGUUCAUCAUAUGCUCGUGGAACUACAUAUUUUCAAGGAAGAAUAGAUCAUUUCACAAUAUCAGCAGGUGUUGCUCGAAGUGCUUGUCAAAUUUAUAAUGAUGCAUCAUUAGUAGUAUAUUAUCCAUUUGAUACAACUGGAGCAUAUAAUGAUCAUAGUGUUAAUCUCUGUAAUGGUUUGGCAUCUGGUACGACAAUAGUAUCUUCAGGUCGUAUUAAUGAAGCUAUCUCCUUUACAUCAAGUACAAGCUAUUUUCAAUCACAAUGUUUUCCACCAUUUCGUAACAACAAUAGAUUAUUUUCUUUUUCACUUUGGAUUAAUCCAACAUCUACUACAGGUGGUGGUACAAUAGUACAUUUAUCUUCUAAUUCAUAUGGUAAUUCAACUUGUUAUGAUCCUCUUGUUUUUACAAGUACUGGGGCUUUAGUAUGUCAGUGGAUGACAUCAGGACCAACUGUCAGUGGUGUUCAAGGUCCUUUAAUACCAGCAAAUACAUGGACUCAUGUAGCUGUUGUAUACGGUUUUACAAAUGGUGUACGUCUUUUUAUUAAUGGACAAUUUAGUACUUCAUCCACCAGUGGAUCUCUCAGUUUAUUGGACCCUAAUACUAAUAUAUGGUAUAUCACAUUGGGUAAUAAAAGUCCAUUGGGAUCAUCAGCAUCGGUUAACUGUCAAAGUGGUUCUAUAACAAUUUCAUCAGGAUCGUUUUUAGGUUCUAUUGAUGAAUUUCGACUUUACAAUCGAGAAUUAAACAAUCAAGAAAUAUGUGUACUUGCUAAUUUAUAA